Fragaria vesca subsp. vesca is the source of this 1584-nucleotide messenger RNA. RefSeq names its product UPF0481 protein At3g47200-like. Lineage: Eukaryota; Viridiplantae; Streptophyta; Magnoliopsida; Rosales; Rosaceae. The transcript is spliced from 3 exons. The record is from RefSeq and is a predicted model, not a curated record. Bases 1 to 1584 code for a protein of 527 amino acids.
AUGGGUUUUCCGGAACAGAACUGGGCUAUAAAUUACAAGGCAAGAAUGGCCGAUUACAAAUUCGUCCACGAAGGUAAAGAACACCCUCCUGAAAUGAGCGAGAUCGAAGAGGAAACCCAGGUCCCCAAGACACCUGAAGAAUGGAAACGUAAAUUGUAUGAAGAGAUCAAGGCUAAAAUCGGCAGAGUGGAUGAUACAGACUCCUUCAUCAUCUCUUUACCAGAUAGAAAAUUAAAAGCUGAGUUGUGCAUCUACAGAGUUCCGGAGAAACUUCGAAAAGUGAAGGAGGAUGCCUACAGUCCCCGCGUUGUAGCAAUUGGACCUUUCCAUCGAGAUAAAACUACCCUUGCACCAAUGUCAGAUCAUAAAUUGUCUUACAUGGCAUCCUUUCUUGCUCAGUAUACAGGGGAUAAAAAACAAGCCGCUAAACGCUUGAAGGAUUGCAUCGCUGCUAUUCAUGGAUUGGACGAAGCGAUUCGUCAUUGCUACAUAGAAAAGAUGGAGAGCGAAAUUAGUACUCAUGAUGAGCUCGCAGAAAUGAUGUUAGUUGAUGGCUGCUUCAUUUUGGAACUUUUUCUCAGAACCCACCUGAAGUUUGACUAUAUGUGGAAACAUCAGUACGAAUCUGAUCCGGUUCUAAGAAGUCCUUGGACUAUGGCCGCUAUUAGGCAUGAUCUGGCAUUGCUUGAAAACCAGAUCCCCUUCUUUAUUCUCGAAAUACUGUACGGUUUUAUCUGCCCUAUUGUCAAAAAAAGGUGUAAAGCACCAAAGUCGGUCUCUAGCCUUGCGCUAAGUUUCUUCAAGCCUAUGAGCAGAAAAGAGAUCAGAGAAGAGGCUCCAGACACAGAAAGCAAGCAUUUGCUUGAUCUCUUGCACAAAUUCUACUUCCCCCUAGUUCCUGCCGCCAGUGUCCUCUCAGCCAAUGGCAACGAUAUAGAGUCCAACAAUCCCAGAAGAAAACGAAAUGGACGCCUUGCUAAAAAAAAUUGGGGAUUCGGUUACUGCGCUUCAGAGCUUAUGGAGUCUGGAAUCGAGUUUCGAAAGGAGCCGAGUAGUGAGGAAAGUUUGUUGAACAUCACUUUCAAUCGGCCGCCCAAGGAUGGUGUAAUCAAUAUACCACAACUGCUCAUUCACGACACAACAAGUUUUUCACUCUUCAGGAACUUGAUUGCUUUCGAGCAAUGCAGUCUUAGCACUACGCAAAGCAUCACAUCAUAUGCCUUCCUCAUGAAGAGCCUCAUCAGUUCCUCACUGGACAGCAAAUUGCUUGAGAGGAGAGGGAUCAUUGAGCACAGUUCUAAUGGAGAAAAAGAGUACUUGGCUACUAAAUUCCGAAGUAUAGUAGAUGGAGUUGAUCUGAUGGACGACUUCUGUUUCCGAGAGCUGUGCGAUAGAGUGAAUGAAUACCAGAAGUCGUGGAACAAUCCGAAAAGACGACUUAAAGUAUUUUUCCGAAAACAGAAAAGGAUCCUCUGGGCCAAUUAUCUCUCCAGUGCAUGGAAAGUCAUGUCAAUCCUGGCGGCGGUGACCAUUCUCAUUUUGACUUCCUUGCAGACAUUCUACACAAUUCACCCUCGCAAUUGA